Molecule: messenger RNA, 2214 nt
Organism: Trematomus bernacchii (emerald rockcod)
Lineage: Eukaryota; Metazoa; Chordata; Actinopteri; Perciformes; Nototheniidae
Exons: 1
Coding region: 24-800 (258 amino acids)
Source: RefSeq, a predicted model, not a curated record
CCUGAGACCCUCCUGCAGCAGUGAUGGCGGCCCUCAGCCCCCCCGCCCCGCUCCUCUGUGUGCUGCUGUGUGUGUCGGUGGCUCUGCAGCGCUCUGACCUGCGCCUGGCCUAUGUGACCCACAACAGCUUCUUCUACUACUCCUGCAGCCAGCUCCCGCAGCCCUGCAGCCUGUCGUCCCUCACAGACUGCAGAUGCAAGGACAUCCAGUCAUACUCCACCCCUGUUCUCGGGGCAAGACGUUUAACAGUUUGGUUCACGUCGCCGCUAAACACGGCACGUCUGCUCAACAACUCUGAGGUGAGGCACCUAACUCUCAUCCACUGUGGAUCCAGAGAGACGCCUUCUUCUUCCCUGGAGGGACAUUUUUCUGUGCAGCACCUGGAGAGACUGACCAUGGUGAACAUAGCGCAGAGGCCUGUUUAUCAAAGUCCAGAUGCAAACAGAUUUAGAACCUCAAACAGUGACCCAGACAGGGAUAAUGGAGCUCACUUUGACUCAAAUAGAUACAACAGGGAGGAAGACACAAACAUGGACGUGGUUGAGGACCUGCAGAGAGAUUCCUUUGAUUUUUCCCCAUCCCAGAUCCAAGACAUCUUCCUGGGCAGGGAGCUGGGAGCAGCGUUUCAUGAACAGGCCCGACUGGGGGUCAUCCACAGCUCCGUGCUGGAGUGGGGGGCGGAGGCCAAAGCCUACACUGUCCAAACUCAUAUAGACAAUGACGGCAUGCUGCCCUUUCAGGACCUCCACCUGCCGAAAUUACCAGAGACCUCUGUCAUAUAUGUCAGCUUUGUGUACUGAUACUGAGUAACUUAGAACAACAGAGGGAAGAGGAUCCAGUGUUCAGGACCUGCAAACAAUCUCUGUCUUGCUCAGCAGGGGUCCUGUUUCACAAACUAUUCUCUUUCUUAAGGAGAAUCUAAAGUAGGAUUUUUCCCAAUUGCUUUUCCCUUGCUUACCAAACAUUCCUGUUAACCAAUGGCCACCAAUCUUUCCUCACAUGGCCCGGCUAAACUACUUUGUAUUUAUCAUUGUCACAUACGAUAACAUACAUUGACAAAUACAAAGAUUGAGCAAAAACAGCAAUGGACACUCAAAUUUGAGAUAGAUAAUUACGUAUAAAGGGAAAGUUUCUUAGUCGUGAUACCGAAAUAAGGAGAGAUUAUUCAAUAUUUUGAUGAAUAAAUAAGGAGGCUCUCGAAAUACAAACUCCCUAAGUUACUCAUAGGGACAUUCACUAAGAACCUGUUUUUUCAACUAAAUUUGCAUUUGCGAAAACUAAAAAAACAAGAAAACUACAUACGAUUUUAUUGUCAAAUAGCUUUAAUUAUAUUUUUCAGCUGUUUCAGCUGUUUAUCAGCAUGAUAGAAGAACAUAUUUUAACUAAUGAGAGACCCUCUGAGGGAGUAGCCAACCCCCUCCAGCUGACGAGUCCUUUUUUUCUAAAUACUGAAAUUAGAUAAUGGUGUAAUCGCUAAUAUGAAAUGAUAGUGGAGAUCUGGUGGCUUUGAGAACGAGUUGAGCAUUUAUUCUCCUCUUGUUUUUCCUCUCCACCAAAAAGAGAAAUGAGAACUUCCAUCAAUAAAUUCAUCCAACAAAACGUCUGAAUUCAGACUGAAUGAAAAGCUGCUGGCUGUUCUUUCUUCGGUUCAGGAAGCCACGUUUAUCAGAUGAGAAAAACAGGAAGGUUUAGUAUUUAAGCCAAAAUGUCAUGAAGAGGGAGGACAUUCCACACAUUUGGACACAGAAUGAAUUCUUCGCAGCUCUGCUUUUUUCAUUUUCUCCAGCUGACACUGACCUCUGGUCCCUGUGUAACAGCACAGAUAUCUCCUCUGGGACAUUGAAGUUUGUUUUGAAAUGUAUGCAGGUUUAAACCACAAGAUGGCAGCAGAUACAUCUCAGUAAAAGAGGAAGAAGCAAACUGAAGUGUUGAGGAAGGACUGAGAUAAUAAAUAUAAAUAUGACAGCAGGAGAUAAAACAUGUUUUUCUUCUUUUUGUUCUUAACUGUUUUAAAAAUCCAGUAAACAUUAAAUUCAACAAAUGUGUCAUGAAGCAUUUCAGCACUUUAAAAGCUUGUGAUGAAUGACAUAGGAUAGAGGUACAUUGUUAAGAGUAAAUGAAGUGUGGCAUGAUAUUUAUUGGUUUGCAAAAGUGAAAUUAACAAUGUUAUCGCUUGCACUUGUUUACAACAAAAACAAAAAUAAAUGAUUAACU